AUGCCGCACGAGCGAGAUGUCGAAGCGGCGGUCAUGGCAGACGCGGUGCUGCUGUUGCUGAUGCUCUUCGUCGUAGUCCUGGUGUCGUUCGUUCUGGACCGGUACUCGUGCAACCUCGUGUCACAGAGCGGCUUCGCUAUGGUGUUUGGCCUUGUCGUGGGGCUCGUUAUGAUCAUGGGCGACCGACACGCAGCGCUGCAUUCGCACUUAAAUCUGGACAGCAGCCUCUUUUUUAGUGUUUUACUGCCGCCAAUUAUCUACGAAGGAGGGUUUUCGAUCAAGCGGCAAGCGUUUUUCCGGAACUUCCCGGCCAUUAUGGGCACGGCCGUCAUUGGUACACUUGUUGCUGCGACCAUCACGGGCGGCAUCUUGUUUUUUGCUGGAAAGUUACAGAUGGUGAUGAGGCUUUCGUGGGUUGAGGCUUUGCUGUUCGGGACAUUGAUCAACGCUUUGGACCCCGUAUCGACGUUGUCGUGCUUCAAUCGACUCCGCGUCCCGCCGCUGCUGUUCAACCUCGUGUUUGGAGAGAGUGUGAUCAAUAACGCAGUGGUCAUUGCUUUGUAUCAGACGCUGCACAAGUGGGACGUUGGCACUAACUUGAGCUGGAAGCAGUUGCUGCGAGUGGCUCUCAACACAAGUGGAAUGUUUGUGGGGUCACUGCUAGUGAGUGCGGCGAUCACACUGAGUGGCGCCUUCUUGCUGAAGCGCAAGGUAUUUGCGACACUGCACUUCUUCCCGAGCUACGAGAUCAGCUUGUGCUUGAUCUUUAGUCUACUGACGUAUUACGUAGCUGACAGUCUGGACUUGAGUGGCAUUGUCGCGCUGUUCUUCUCGGGAACCAUGACAGCUCACUAUCACUUCAACGCGCUGUCACGUGAAGCUCGGCAUGCAUUCACCCACUUACUGCACACGCUGUCGUUCGUGUGUGAAAACGUCGUGUACGUGUUCAUGGGCACGUCAGUGAUCCUGAUCUUCUCGGGCCACCGAAAGCACAGUUCCAGCACAGCGCUCAGCGUGGACGACGUUGACUGGCAUUUCAUCGCUCUUACACUUGUAGCCUGCGUCGUAGCGCGCUUUUUCAACAUCUUUCCACUCUUGAGUCUGUCCAACUGCUCGCGGGAUUCGUCAGACCGUAUUCCGAUCAAACACAUGAGCGUGAUGUGGUUCGUCGCUCUGCGUGGAUCCAUUGCGUUUGCACUCGCGAAGAACUGGAAAUACGUUGGUCUGCACGGCUCUCACCGUCGUCUUGUGGAAUCGACCACUCUCGUUGUCGUCCUCUUCACGACAAUCGUGAUUGGCGGCGUGACAGGGCCAAUUCUCUCCAAGCUGCGCCUCACCGAUCAUCACAGCGUGCUGAGGCAAUCGGAGCCUGGACCGAAUGCUGGACACGACUCGAGUUGGGUCGAGGACCAGUCACGAGCGCUACAGCGCAGCACGCGCCACUUCGCGCUUCGUCGGAACUCCAGAAACACCGAUGUGCACGACUCGCAGCCGUCAGCAGAGAACACGGCGGGAGAGCAAGCAGCUGGUAUGGAUCAAUACCCGGUACUCACGUCACGACCGCAGUUUCGAGAUGAGGAUUACAGCGAUAAUGAGGGAGGAGAGCGCGACGGUGCCCCAUUGACUCAGCGCAGCGAGACGCUCACUGGCGCAUUCAUUCGCAAGUGGCAAACGUUCGAUGUAGCGUACAUGCAGCCGAUAUUCGGUGGCUUCGAGACUGCUGCGAUCCGGAGAGCAGGAGACGAGACAGAUGUAACAGAUACUCUUGUCCAGGAAGAUGACGACGAGCUUCACGCGGUCUGA
Messenger RNA from Peronospora matthiolae, 1803 nucleotides. NCBI's taxonomy places the organism in Eukaryota, Oomycota, Peronosporomycetes, Peronosporales, Peronosporaceae. The record is from the annotation of a GenBank genome assembly.